Owenia fusiformis is the source of this 2428-nucleotide messenger RNA. NCBI's taxonomy places the organism in Eukaryota, Metazoa, Annelida, Polychaeta, Sabellida, Oweniidae. The record is from the annotation of a GenBank genome assembly.
GAAUGGCGGAAACUUCGAAAAACAAAAUUCCAGGUGAAAAACGUGAUAUAUCCGUAAACAGCAAAGAAAUUGGAGGUCCCUCUGUGAGCCAGAAAGAGAAGAGAAUACCUAACACUGAACUUAUCCCGCCAUCUAGGUUCCAAGUACCCAUCCAGAAGCAAGAAGACCCCUGGAAAUCACUGUCAAAAGUCACCAAUGAUCUUUUACAAUUACGUCUCGAAUAUGAAGCUCUAAAGGCCAAGAAGCCAGAACCAGAACCAGCACCAGUUCAACCUCUGCAAGUUCCCAAAGCACUCAUUGCAGCUCCUGAUGAAAUUCGAGCUCACAUUGAUGUUCAUCAUCCCUCUUCACGUCAACAAUCCGAUUGGCUACCACUCAAUGACAUCAUCACACGCCAGGCUACAGAGAUCGCAAAUCUUAAAUCUGAGUUGAAGUGCCAGUGUGAGAAACAGAAUGAGGAACUGAGCAGAUUAAAUCGUGAAAUGUUGUCACAGGAACGUAACUUGGAAAGACAGAUAGCUGAUCUAGAGAGAGAUUUGCAAAAUACAGAAUCAAGUUAUCAAAAACAGAUCUCAGAGAUGACAUCACAAGGUGAGACUCAGAAAGAGGCUGCAAGAUCCCGACAAAGCCAACUAGAAGACAAAAUAUCGGAAUUGACCAAUGAACUUUCACACAGAACUAAAACACUAAAUGACCAGAAUAGAGAACUUAAGCAACAAAAUGAGAAAAUAGUGGAGGACUUGAAAUCUCAAGAAAAAGACAAAAGCAGUGAAAUGAGAAAGCUAGAGGAUCAAAUAUCUCAACUGAAGGUUUACUUAUCUGAAUGUCAACAAACCAGUAAAUCCAAUGAGCUCUGGAGACAACAAACUGAAGAACUCUCCACAAAAUUGAAGACAGCAUUGGGGGAGAAAGAUGCAAUAGAAUCCAAGCUAGAAUUACAGGAUGUCAGGUUGAAGUCAACCCAGGAAAUACUCUCCAUACAGGAAACAGCACUAUGCAAGGGUGAGAAGGACCAAAGCAACAAGUUGAAUUCUCUACUGACAAGGUGGAGAGAGAAAGUAUUUGUGCUGCUUAUUCAACAGAAAUCAAGUGAUCUAGUCAGUAAGAAGGAUGCUCAGAAUUAUCAAGAGAAGAUUGCAGGUCUUGAACAGAAGCUAUCUGAGGCUGAAGGGAAGGUACAAGUUCUGACACAUACAAUAUCUGAUCUCCAGGCUCAGCUUGAUAUACAAUGUAAUGACAACAAGGUAUUACAAAAUGAAAUUACAAAUAGCCAGCAGGUGGCGCUAAUGCUAGAUGCGAAAAAUAACAAAGAAGUGGAACAUGUCACUAAAUUAACACAGUUUGCCGAACAAGUUCAGUCAGGAUUGGAGGGCUUGAAUACCCAAUGGGAGAUGUCCCUUCAGUCAUUCUCUACCUUAAACCAGAGACUUAGCUUCGCUAGUGGGCGGGUGGAGAUUCUACAAGCUCAAUUUGCACGAAAACAAGCCUUGACGAGACUCCAUCAUGGCUCAGUGCUGCCAUCUAGAGAUGAUAACCUAUCUACCAGAUCUACACAAACAGAGGAUGUCUCAGGAACAGUGUACAACUCUGAACUUGAGCAAGUCACUCUGGAGCGAGACUCUCUAGCUGCACAAGUAAAGAAUGACGCCCAAGCUAUGGAAACCAAGUAUAACACAAUAAAACAUCAAUAUGAUACAGCUGUAGAGGACAUGCAAAGGCGUAUGAGAGAUCUCAAUGAAGAGAGGGACCAUGCAACACAGAAAUAUGACGCCAUUUGCGCAGAGCUUGACAAAGUGAAUGUAAGCAGACAAGAACUGGAAGAAACUGUAAAUGGCCUGAGACUGGAUAUUAAGAGGUUGAAGGCAGAUCAUGAAAAGGAUGUAGACAGGUCAAGGCGAGAUGAGAGAGGCAAGAUGGAGGAAGAAUUCCGCCAAAUUGAAAUAAAACUGAAUGAUGCAUUAAAGGAACAAACUAAAGCAAUUGUACAAAGCAGGCAGGUGGAGAGGCAGGCAGCUAGGGAUAAAACCAGAGCUACUGAAGCACUCAAAUCUCUGCAGAUGACAUAUGAGGACACUAUUCAACAACUUCAUACCCAAAUACGAACCAUAGAUGCAGAGCGCAACAUGCUAAUGGCCACUGUGAAGCAAGAAGGUCUGAUUGGGAAGUACAAAUCUCAGCAUCCUCCACCUGUAGAUUCAAGUGACACAUCAACAGACACACACCAGUUAAAAACAUUCCAAACUGAGACACUCAAACAAAGAACAAGGACACAUGAGGACACACCAAAAGGAGAAAAUAAAGACACCAGAGAAGGAGCAAUAGGAUUAGGAGAUAUGCUGCAAGAUGUUAGGACAUUAGCUGCAGAACUGGUUAGCUCAUCUGAUGAACAGCCCCAAUAGUCACAUUGGAGGUUUCAGUGAAUAGUCAU